This is a messenger RNA of Gryllus bimaculatus (two-spotted cricket), 231 nucleotides long. NCBI's taxonomy places the organism in Eukaryota, Metazoa, Arthropoda, Insecta, Orthoptera, Gryllidae. The record is from the annotation of a GenBank genome assembly.
AUGCUAGAAUGCAUGGAGAAGGAGAUCGCUUGGCAGGAAAAGAGGGUUGUGUGGGAAGGAGCAUCUACUGCAGAGGGAGGAAGGGAGGCUGAUGGGGAAGAGGACGGCAGAGAUGGCGGCUUAGGGAUAUCAGAGGGACAGCGUGGCCAAUGUACGUACACACGAGUUUGGAUGGCUUCAGAUGUAGCUCCUACCUGCAGAUGCUGCGGGUUGAGAAGAGAAAAUAAUUAA